UGCAGAUAUGGUCUCUGAUGUUGCAUUUAAUAAGAGGACGUUUGUCUUUGAAUGCUAUCAAGAAUUAAUAUUCGUUAGGAAUUUGUUCUCAUUGAACAAAAAUUCAACUCAAGUGGAAUUCUUGUGACGUGUUUAUAAGUUCAUGAGCAAUAUUUUUCAAGUUUUCAUGAAGAAGCAAUAAACUAAAAGAAUUGUAUCAUUUCUGUAAUGCCUAGUCAAGAGUCGGUUGCCCAUGAUUCGUUUGAUUUCAGAAGUUCCAUUAAUAUGAAACGAUUGAAACAAGUUUUUUUUAUUUUAAUACUUAUUGAAUAAUCUCCGUUUUUCUUUUUUAUCUCAUCAUGCUGUUUUGCACGAGCUUCUUGAGUAGUUGACGACGAUUUGGCAUUAUUUUCAUACUGUUUCAAACGAAACAAAUCAAAACGAAUCGGCGGACGGUUGUGGCUGAAAUCAAUGAGAAUUAUUUGUUGUAAUGCAAAUCAAUGUCUUAUAAUAACAAUACACAUACUAAUGUUUAAUUCUCAGAAUGAAAACUUCAGAGGAAAUAAUAAACGAGAUGUAUCAAACACUGGUAGAGUUACAAUGCCCUCUGAUAGCACAAACUGACUUAAAGGAUUUUGAAUCUAUUGUUUUGAAUGGCGAAAAUUGUAUCACCUUAUUAUCUUGGCUACUUACUCGUAGUUGUCCUGAUAUUUCUGCAGCCUUGGAAAACCACAAGGAUUCCACCAUACACAAAACAGCUGUUAAAAAAUACUAUACUCAGCUAGGAAUUUAUAUGGACAUAGACUCAUUACUGAGUAACUCUGCCACGAAGGACCAAGAUUCUGUAUUACAAACACUCUUAAUAUUUAUGAAAGAAAGUCUUAGUUUAAACGGACAGAAAGCACGGGUUGAUGAAUCAGAAAUUUCAACGAUAUUACAGAAGCACGUCAACGAAAAUAUUGAUUUAAUUCCCUCAUCGUGUGGUAUCAGUUUAAGAUUAAGUUACACGGAAGGAAAAAAAUAUUUCGAUGGUAUCAAACAGAAGGUAUUACUAGAAGACAGUAAAUAUGACAAUAACAUUAAUUCAGAACAAUGUGUAUCACCAUGCCAGGAAACCAUCAAAAGUGACCAUGGAUCCUUGGUACCUAUUGAGGAACAGUUUAUUUCAGCUUUUGAUUCUAUUUCAUCUUGGUCAAUCCCUCAAAAUAAGAAUUUUGUAAAAAGUAUAACAGGAAACAAAAACAUGCAGAACAUAUCCUCAACAUUUUCAUUUCUGAAACAGACAUUGAAUCUGAAUAAAGAAGUAUCCAAACUCACUGUUCCGGCAGAAAUAAAAAAGCUUCAAACACCAUUGGAUGAGGUCAUUGAAGAUAAUUUGAUUUGUUUAGAAAAAGUUAACAGUUUGUAUAAUAAUUAAUGUAGUCAUUGAUUACCCAGUUCUGUAAAAUAAUGAUAUGAAUAUUUUAU
Messenger RNA from Orussus abietinus, 1446 nucleotides. RefSeq lists its product as uncharacterized. The transcript is spliced from 7 exons. NCBI's taxonomy places the organism in Eukaryota, Metazoa, Arthropoda, Insecta, Hymenoptera, Orussidae. The record is from RefSeq and is a predicted model, not a curated record. Bases 524 to 1396 code for a protein of 290 amino acids.